Thlaspi arvense is the source of this 1088-nucleotide messenger RNA. The record is from the annotation of a GenBank genome assembly. Lineage: Eukaryota; Viridiplantae; Streptophyta; Magnoliopsida; Brassicales; Brassicaceae.
CUUUCUAAAAUUUUGUUUUUCACAUUUUCAAAAAUUAUAAAUAUUAAUUUCUUUUACGAAUAUUUUUUCAAUGUGUAAAUGCACUAAAACUUUAUAUAGUUUUUGGGCUUCAAUCUAAUAGCUGGGCUCUCGAAGGAAUGGCACAGAGAUGUUGUUACAGCCUAAAUGGGCCCAACAUAAGUUUUUGUCGUUUACUACAAGUGACGUCGUUUUAGCCUAGGGUUCUUACUUUUGAUAAUAACGACGUCGUGUUAGGUACUGGUUCCUUCUCCGGCGAACAGACACGACCAGAACGAGAUUUCGACGAGCCUCUUCUUCUAUCUCCGGAAGACCAGAAAGUGGGUCGCGAUUCCGCUCUUGAUUACAUCUAAUCAAUUUGAGCAAACCCCUCUUCUCUUCCCAUUUUGAUAAACGGUAUCGUUCUGCUGGUUAACGCCUCUGCUCAACCUUAAGAGAUGAAAAUAGUAAAGGCAAACGCAGGCGCGCUUACAAAUUUCGAGGUACUUGACUUUCUAAACUCAAGAGGUGCAUCAAAGGAUACUACAAGAGUUAUAGCUCCAAUUGCUAGAUCAGAAUACAAGGUCUAUGAUUAUUUGGUGGAGACUGCUGCUUGCACUCAAACACGAGAGAGCGUUACCAAGUUCACCGAGAAAUGCAAAGGUUUCAAAGUCGCGAAAGCUGAGAUACUCAAUAUCAUCAAUCUCAGGCCGUCUUCUAUCGUCGAAUUGAUGCCGAUCAUAGAGAAGCCUGAUGAUCGAGAAAUCGACUCAGAUGGGAUACUGGAGCUCGUGCAGGACUUGCUACCGCCUCUUCCUACACUGGAAACUCAUAAAGAUAAAGACGAAGAGGAAACAGAGAAUGGUGAACAAUCGUAAUAUGCAACUGCAGUUUUGAGUUGAAGAAACUAGAAGAAAGCAUACUAGUUAAGAACAUAAUAUUUUCUUUUUUUGUUUGUAAAAACCCUAGUUAAUGGUUAGAAAAUAUAAAUUAUAUGAAGUUACAAGACGCAUUCUUUUUUUUCCCCACUCAUUUACGAUUAGUAUGCUUUCUUCUAGUUUUAGCUGAAUCACUAAUUUCCGUUUCCAUAU